CGGGGUGACACCACCGCGGUCCCCAAGGGUGAGCCCUGCUCCUCCCCCUUUCUCAGCCAGAAAUAACCGCUGUCCUGCCGCCGCACCUUGGCACCCCGUGCGGAGCCCAGCACGGCUCGGGGCGAGCAGCACAGAGCCCCGGGUGCCCCGCGGAGCCAGCUGGGGCCACCAAAGGCUGGUGGCUCUGUCCUCGUCCCCGGCCCAGGCAGAGCGCAUCGCUGGUGUCGUAAGGAGCCCCCUGGGCAGGUAGGGGGGGCGAGGUCCCAACUUGGCCGGCCAGGAGCCGUCCCCAUCCCGUAGCCCUGCCCUAGGAGCGUGGCAACGGGCGAUGACCAUCAUGAAACCAGCCCCUGGAGAUGCACCCCAGCUGGACCUGGGCAAGAAGGUGAGCACGCCGCAGGACGUGAUGCUGGAGGAGCUCUCCCUCAGCACCAACCGCGGCUCCCAGCUCUUCCAGCAGCGGCAGAGGCGGAUGCAGCGCUUCGUCUUCGAGCACCCCAGCGGCUACAGGAAGCUCCCAGCGCCGGGUGGCUCGCACGGCACCGAGAAAGCCGGGCUGGAGGGGACGGCGAACGAGCCGCAGGCCGGGGACGCCGAGGGCCAGCAGAGCUUCCACUCGGAGCUGCACGUGGCGGCGUCGCCCCAGGGCGGCCCUCCUGAGGUGCCCAAGAAGUCGGAGAGAGUCUUGCAGAUGGGCAGAGUCCUCAACCCAGACAAUCUGGCCCCAGGGUACUCAGGGCCCCUCCGAGAAGUGCCCCCGGAGAAGUUCAACAUCACCGCCAUCCCCAAGGGCUACCGCUCCCCGUGGCAGGGGCUCCUCGGCGACAGGGACAAGGCCGUGGGCAGAGAGAACCAGCUGCCCAUGAAACCCUCGUACGGGGACUUCAUCAGCUUCAACAGGACUCCCACCCCGUUUGACAGAGCAGUGCUCAGCGACCUCUUCUACGUGCCUGCCACCGAGCUGGACAACCUGAGCGGUCUGGAGCUGAUUUCCCAGAGGCCCAACUUCAACAGAGUACCGCAGGGCUGGGCGCGGGUCCUCCCGGAGAGCGACGAGCUGUAGCACCCCCGCUCCCUCCCCCAUCGCCACCGAUGCUUUUCUCGCUAGACUCGACCAUAGUAGGGGAGAGGGCAGUAAGCGUUCUUGCCUAGCAUUUCGUGAAAGCUAAGCUCGAGGUCUCAGCUCGUCGUCCUUUUCCACGGGAUUUGAAGAA
This is a messenger RNA of Oxyura jamaicensis (ruddy duck), 1214 nucleotides long. It is a transcript of the gene MYOZ3, whose product is annotated as myozenin 3. Bases 329 to 1063 code for a protein of 244 amino acids. Gene Ontology annotation, cellular component: actin cytoskeleton; Z disc. Gene Ontology annotation, molecular function: FATZ binding; telethonin binding; actin binding. NCBI's taxonomy places the organism in Eukaryota, Metazoa, Chordata, Aves, Anseriformes, Anatidae. The record is from RefSeq and is a predicted model, not a curated record. The transcript is spliced from 7 exons.